Molecule: messenger RNA, 1073 nt
Organism: Panthera uncia (snow leopard)
Lineage: Eukaryota; Metazoa; Chordata; Mammalia; Carnivora; Felidae
Gene: ARF5
Product: ADP ribosylation factor 5
Exons: 6
Coding region: 131-673 (180 amino acids)
Biological process (GO): intracellular protein transport; vesicle-mediated transport
Cellular component (GO): cytoplasm; plasma membrane
Molecular function (GO): GTP binding; GTPase activity
Source: RefSeq, a predicted model, not a curated record
GGGCGGGCCGGGACGCGCGGAGGCGGCGGCGGAGCCUCCUCCUUCUGCUGCUGCGCCCCAUCCCCCAGCAGCCGGCCGGUUCCAGCCCGCACCCCGCGUCCGUGCCCGCACCCCCUCCCCCGGCCCCGCCAUGGGCCUCACCGUGUCCGCGCUCUUUUCGCGGAUCUUCGGGAAGAAGCAGAUGCGGAUCCUCAUGGUUGGCUUGGAUGCAGCUGGCAAGACCACAAUCCUUUACAAACUGAAGUUGGGGGAGAUUGUCACCACCAUCCCCACCAUAGGCUUCAAUGUGGAAACAGUGGAAUACAAGAACAUUUGUUUCACAGUCUGGGACGUGGGAGGCCAGGACAAGAUUCGGCCUCUGUGGCGACACUACUUCCAGAACACUCAGGGCCUCAUCUUCGUAGUGGACAGUAAUGACCGAGAGCGGGUCCAGGAAUCUGCUGAUGAGCUCCAGAAGAUGCUGCAGGAAGACGAGCUGCGGGAUGCGGUGCUGCUGGUGUUUGCCAACAAGCAGGACAUGCCCAAUGCCAUGCCCGUGAGCGAGCUGACCGACAAGCUGGGGCUGCAGCACUUGCGCAGCCGCACGUGGUACGUCCAGGCCACCUGUGCCACCCAAGGCACAGGCCUGUAUGAUGGGCUGGACUGGCUGUCCCAUGAGCUGUCGAAGCGCUAGCAAACCAGGGGCCGGCCCCUGCUGCCCGGAAGCUCCCGCGUGCAUCCCGGGAUGACCAGAUUCCCGGACUCCUCAGGCAGUGCCCUUCCCUCCCACUCCUCCUCUCCCACAGACACAGGCCUCUGCUCCUGCUCCUGCCUGCAUGUUCUCUCUGUCGUUGGAGCCUGGAGCCUCGCUCUCCGGGCACGGAGGGGUCCACUCUCCUGCCUGCUGGAGCCUGUGGAAGGGACCUCCAGGGCUAAGGCCCCUUUUUCCAGAGGAGGAGCAGGGAUCUGGGUUUACUUUUGUUUUUUCCAUUUUGGGUGUACCCUUGGGGCCAGAUGGGGAGGGAAGGUGAGGGCUCCGGGUGGUGCUAUGAUGUGGCACUGGAUAUUGAGUAAUAAAUUUGCUGUGGUUUGUA